AUGGCGCCCUCGGAUACUCAGCGCCCACGGCGGGCAGGGCAGCGCAAUGUCAGCAACACCGCCGAGACCACAGCGCGGACAGGCGCGCCAUCGCCCCAGCAUCGGAAUGAUGGUCAGUUGAGUGCCGCUGCAUCGACGUUUUACCAGGAACUGAUGGCUGGAAAUACAGAGUCCUGGGUCGAAGUCACCUCGCAACCGUCGUCGUCGUCCUUAUCGUCUAUCGGAGACGAGAUCGUAACAACAGGACUCAGGGUCGGCGGGACCACGUAUCCACCAAGGCGGAGACGGCCGCAACAACAGCAUCAGAUGCCUGCUUCUUUUAUCGUCGGCCACCCCGCGACUCAGGGCGGCGCAACGAGCAGUCAAGAGGAAUACGAUGAGACGGAGAGCGAAGAGGACCGAGUUAUGACUAGCUCAACAGAAGCGAUGCACCCGUCCGCGGGUCUACCCCGUCAUCAAACCGCCGUGAGGGCAUCUGCCGUAGUGGACAUGGACUCGGACAGCGACGGUGACGAGAAUGCGACGGCCCUUGGCCGCCCGUCUAACGGCCCCGUAUUCACGCCCCAGCCAAAUGCCUUUUCACAUCCCCCUUCACACCUAGCCCACCGCCACUCCACCGGUUCAGCGGGACACCACCACCCCUCUCACUCCCGCCCCUCGAUGCACAACCGCCCACACACCCGCACUCACCGGGGCCCAUCAAACUACACGUCCCCCUCCUAUCAAGCCGACAACGACGCCGCGCUACGUGCUUCGCUAACCACCCUCCUCUCCUGCGCCGCCGCAGCCCGCGGCCUACCUAAGAACGGCGAACAGCGGGCCGCCCCCAACGCAGGAGCCGGCGUCGUACCGAGCUCCCAACCUAUGGAGCUCCGCCUAGUGCCAGAAUCAGAGCUCAUGGCCACUAACAGCCCGCCGGCUCCACAAUCAGCAACCCCCGCCAACGGUGCCGGAGCCAAGACCGCCCGGACCGCAUCCAACUCCUCCGCACCCAGCGCGCCGUCCUCCAACUCCGGCCGUGAACAACAGCAGCGCGAGUCCAAGCGCGCGCUAUCAUCCGCGACACAAGGCCGGCCCGCGCGCGCGGCCAAGAAGAAGCGCACCUCCGCCACCCUGCUCAACGGCGACGACGCCGCCGCCGACGCGGCGCCCUUCUUCAGCGUCAGCCCGACGCUCCUCACCUGGGUCGUCAGCGCCGGCGUGGUCGUGCUGGUGUCGGUCGUCGGCUUCGGCGCCGGGUACGUCAUCGGCCGCGAGGUCGGCCGGCAGGAGGGCGGCAGCAGCAUCGCCGCCGCUUCCUCUUCGUUCGCCGGCGCCGGCGCUGCGAACGCCUCGUCGGCGGCGGCCGGGUGCGGCGGCGAGCUGGUUAGGGCCGGUGCUGGUAGCGCGGGGUCGGGCACGCUGCGGCGGAUUCGUUGGGGUGGGGUGGGGAAGAGCGUUGCUGCUUGA
Messenger RNA from Chaetomium fimeti, 1449 nucleotides. RefSeq lists its product as uncharacterized. The transcript has a single exon. NCBI's taxonomy places the organism in Eukaryota, Fungi, Ascomycota, Sordariomycetes, Sordariales, Chaetomiaceae. The record is from RefSeq and is a predicted model, not a curated record. Bases 1 to 1449 code for a protein of 482 amino acids.